Lagopus muta (rock ptarmigan) is the source of this 3548-nucleotide messenger RNA. RefSeq names its product C1q and TNF related 2 (gene C1QTNF2). Bases 835 to 1689 code for a protein of 284 amino acids. The record is from RefSeq and is a predicted model, not a curated record. NCBI's taxonomy places the organism in Eukaryota, Metazoa, Chordata, Aves, Galliformes, Phasianidae. The transcript has 3 exons. Gene Ontology annotation, molecular function: protein binding.
CCACCUCCAGCACCGCUGCCUCAUCACCAACCAUUGCUGGGGCUUUGCAAUUACUUUGAAAGCUUACAGCAAAACCUCAGCCUUUCCAAAGACAGAAACUUUCCCACUCCAUCAUCUCAGUGUCAGUCUCCACGCCUUAUCUCACACACCCUCCUGCAGCACCUCUGUGCAGUACCUGCUGUCUCCUUUGAACAUACAUUUUUGCAAAGCUGCUGCUUCACAGAUAUGUCAUUCACUCCAAGCCCUGAAUGAUCUAUCCUUACUGCUUCGUCUAAAUUAUUCCAUACACAAGAAGCUUGUUCCCACCCUCAGCAUGAGAUUUGCUUCCCUUGCUAGUGCUCUAAGAUUGAGCAUCAAUCCCUGUUGCCCACGGCCCUACAAACCCUGCCCAUAGGGGCAGUGGCUAUGGCAGAGCAGAACCCACCCAGGCCCAGCUCCGCAGCAGCCUGCAGAGGAGAGGAAGGGGAAAGGCUCCUCAGGCACUGAGAGCUCUCCAGCCAUGUGUGUGCAAAACUUCUGCCCACGCCACGUGACAGAGGAAGAAGCUCGGAUCCAUUACACAAUAAUAAAAAUAUGCCUUUGGCAAAGCUGAGCCAAAACGUAGAGCUGCAGCGGGAAGCCAGCAAUACAUGCAAAACAGGGAAAAACAUUAAUAGAAAAGAAAGACCCACCAAGUCAGAACCACAGAGCACACUUGGAAGGACGCAGUGGCAGGAGGACGGGGUUUGUGCUCCAUGAUGUGACAGCAAUCUGCAGCAAAACAUCUGCUGCAAGCUGAGCGGAAUCCCAGCGCCUGUCAAGACCUCCCUGAAGAGAUUAAGCCUGAGCUGUGCCAUGAUUUCUGCCGUCCUCCUCCUCUGGACUGUGCCCUGCGUGGCCAACCACAUCCUCGGGGGCUUUGCCAAGGCAGCGCUGCAGGAGGGCCCCCAGCUGACGUGCAGCCUGCCGGGUCCCCCCGGGCCUCCCGGCCCUCCUGGUGCACCUGGGACUCCGGGGACAGUUGGCAGGAUGGGCUUCCCAGGGAAAGAUGGCAAGGACGGCAAGGAUGGGGACAAAGGCGAUCACGGUGAUGAAGGUCCACAGGGCAGAACAGGAAACCCAGGCAAGCCGGGACCAAAGGGGAAAGCAGGAGCCAUUGGCAAGGCCGGCCCACGAGGACCAAAGGGUUUAAAGGGUAAUCCUGGAAAAAACGGAGCACCAGGAAAGAAAGGACCCAAAGGGAACAAAGGUGAGACUGGGAUGCCAGGACCCUGCACCUGCAAUGCCAACAAAGCCAAAUCUGCCUUCUCUGUAGCGGUCUCUAAGAGCUACCCAAGAGAAAGGCUCCCCAUCAAAUUUGACAGGAUCCUGAUGAAUGAGGGAGGACAUUACAAUGCUUCCAGUGGGAAAUUCAUAUGCAGCAUCCCAGGUAUUUACUACUUCACUUAUGAUAUCACUUUGGCCAACAAACAUUUGGCCAUCGGUUUGGUCCACAACGGGCAGUACCGGAUCAAGACUUUUGACGCCAACACUGGGAACCACGACGUUGCCUCUGGAUCAACCAUUCUCUCUCUGAAGCAAGAGGACGAGGUGUGGCUGCAGAUCUUUUACUCUGAACAAAAUGGGCUCUUUUAUGAUCCCUACUGGACAGACAGCUUAUUUACUGGCUUCCUGAUCUACCCUGACCAAGAUUAUCUCAAUGAAAUAUAGAGUGAGAAACAAAUAAGAAACGGAUGCAACUUCAGUCUAGCAAAAUGUAGCCUGCACAUGGACAUGUGUGAUAUUAUUUCACUUUUUUGGCACUAACAGCCCAUAUUGGCAAUACAGAUAUUUACUUGAUGUCUCCAACUAGUCCAUGAAGUAUAUCGUGAUCUUUAGGACCUACCUUUAAGUGACCUCAUGACUGUGUAAUCCUGGAAGCCAGCCGCUAUGUUUUCCUACUGUUCAAACAUACCACAGACACGUAACUCAAAAUACUGAUGCAGAAUGUUUUGAUUUUAUAUUAUUGUAAUGCAUAGAGACCAAAAACCAUUUCCAGAAAACUGAGCUUAUAAGUGCCAUUGAUGUUGGAGAUUAUAUCAGUGCCCCUCCUUCUGCCACCCUCAAUAAUAAUAAAACUUACUACACUUUACCAGCUACUUACAAGUCAGGAAAUUAUCAGCUGCCGUUACAAAAGUACCAGCAACCUUCAGCCUCAUCAAAGCAGUGCUAAUAAGCAACGGCAUCCGGUUUAAAUAGGACACAAAGAAAAGAGCUCAUUUAAGGCUAAAGGUAAAACUUCUGCUAAGACACACGCUGUCGAAUCGAGCUCUGCUGGUGUUGCUCAGAGUUCAGCCACAACAAAGCAGUGCUGAGUAUUGCAUCUGCUUUCAGAUGAGUGUCAAAAAGCUGUGACCAGAACCUGACAUUGGCUGUGCAAGCCCAGUACCUGCCAGCCUCUGGUCCAUGGUGGAGAGCAACACUGCAGAUAAGACUCAGUUUUUAGAGAGAAAGCGUGAACCUUCACUCCAGAAACAGGUGCAUCAAAUCCCACUCCUCCAUCCCUGCCAGCUUUUGCUGAAAGGAAAUACUCAUGGUGCUGCUGAGGUGCUCCUCACAGGCUUAAUGCUGCAGAUAGACUCUGUCUUAAUGACGUGCUUUGCUUUUUUGGUUUUGUAUGUCAAAUGUUACAGAUGAUCCAAUCUUAACAUAGUGGUUCUAAACUGUAUAAAAAAGAAAAACAAGGCAGAAAAGGCCAGAGGUGAGCUUUUUGGUCUUGCUAUGAUGAGCUCUGCAUUUUUUCCCAUUUCAACCAGCAGCCAUACAGGGAUAUGCUCCCAAAUGGAGCAUUAUUAUCACAGCAAAGAGCUCUCCAGCUGUAUGGCUGCUCAGCCAGUUGCCUUGCCCCAGUGUGUGCAGCUGCUCACUACCAGAAGUCAGUCUGCGGUCAGAGGGAAGGAGUUUUCCUCAAUAUCUGACACAUCUUGGUUCCCACAGUCAUAUUUCUUGUAUUCUCUACUGCAACACAAAAACUUGUAUCAAUUUCCAGUUCUACUCAUUUGCACAUUUAGACGUUGAGCCCAGAAGAACAAAUUAAGAAAGAACAAAUUAAGAUAUAUAUAUAUUAACCUUACUUCUACAAGUCAUUGUAUUUGCAUGAUUUUGUGAACAACUUUAAAUGUGUUAUAUUUUAUGAAAACCUUUUCAAAUACUUUUUUUUUUUUAAAUAAAGCUGAACAAAACUACCACUGCAACAUCCUUGAUGCUUAUUAAGCAGUUUUCCUGAAAUUAUUUCAAAACUGUUACAGAUUCCACAGACGCUGCCAGUUUCAGUGACGGAUUUUGUAGGGCCAGAUGCCACCAGUGUAUUUCCUCCCUCCCAACCCUACAAGCCAGGGAGCACACACUUUUUUACUCUCUGUGCAAGGCCUUCUACAAGGUGGAACAGGGUCUAUACGUUCCCGCGUAGCUGCUCAGCCCGCUGGCAGAGGUCCUUUCCCAGCAGUUGCUGUGCAAAUAAUGUACUUUCCUUUGCAAUGCCCUCAUUUAGUAUGUCCUGGCCUGCAUUUUGCAGGCAGCAACAGUUCAAG